Plasmopara halstedii is the source of this 1716-nucleotide messenger RNA. RefSeq lists its product as uncharacterized. Bases 1 to 1716 code for a protein of 571 amino acids. Lineage: Eukaryota; Oomycota; Peronosporomycetes; Peronosporales; Peronosporaceae. The transcript is spliced from 3 exons. The record is from RefSeq and is a predicted model, not a curated record.
AUGGCGUCAAAAAGCCACAUGUCACCCCAACGACGAAGAAGUUUUGUAUCUGCCAUUUACGGCCAUCUGCUUGAGAGCGUGGAGACCGAGCAAAUGUGUAAGGGACUCGGAAUGACUAGAGGUGACGUCAAAUACCUUCGUCGAAUGUUUGACAGCGAGAAGACAUCACAAAGCGACAAUUUGUCAAUUCAUGGAUUCUUAUACUUGGUUGAUACUGAUAAGGUAUUUGCACGGUCUCAAAUUUUGACUGAAAGCUUACUUCGCCUUUCUGAUGUCACGAAUGAAAUGACUGAAAUGACUUUCGAUCAAUUUUUGCGUAUUGUAUGCACGUUUGCUGCCUUUUCCGAGCUAGAGCUCUAUCGUUUCUUUUACAAUUCCAUUUUUGCCAAAGGAUUUGUUACUGUAAACGCUUCUUCAAUAAGAGAGGUGCUCCAAGAAGCUGGAAGUUCCUACGUUCAUAAUAUUGAAGUGGCUAUUCGACAAUUUGCAGUUAACCCAUUUCCAUCAUUGAUCGGCUUACCAACAUUUCUAACCUUUAACGAAUUCCAGAAACUUGUGCUUCGAGAUCCCGUAAUUUUUUUUCCAGUCGUUCAGCUACAAAGCAACGUACGCUCUCGGACUUUGGGCAAGAGAUACUGGGAAAGAAAAGCACAAGAGCAAGAACUUGUUGCUUCCCUUCUCAUGUAUCAGCAUCUUAACAAAGGAAAGCUGCCUUUUAUGACCUGGAAAGAAUGCGGAAUGGGUUUUUUGUUUGGUGGGGAAACUGUUUUAGCUAGGGCUCGAAAAUUGGCUCGACCUAAUUUAGCUCUAAAUUGUAAGAUGCGUCGUCCUGGUAACCCAAAUGCGGACGCGGCGGAUUCUGAUGCUGUUCAACGUGCACGAUAUGCCAGUGAAGGAGACCCAGGUGUCGCCCUUGUCAAAGCUGUAGCUGAAAAGGCUCUUAAGUCUCCUAAGGUUCGCGUUGGGCUCGUGCUAUGGAUCGUUGGUCUGUUUUUCAUGCUCUUAGCGCCUGGACUGCGCACGGUUACUCCAGAGAUGAAGUCAACUUAUGAAAACAUGAUUAUCGAGGCUGCCAAUAUGCCAGAGUACCACAAAGCUUACACUAAAUACAUGAAAGCUCAGGCUUAUGCCGACGAAGCUAAGGUAUGGUUCUGGCGUGUACGUGAGCCAUACAAGACGAUGGUAAAUCAACGUCAACCAAUAGCCGAUAAGUGGGCGGCCGAAGUGGCGAGAACUGAACAAAUACGGGAAGAAAAAAUGAAAAAAGCACGGAAUUUUGUGGGACUUUGGUCGGAUUUUGGAAUGGCGGAUGUACGUGCGCGAUUCUGGAGUGCUUUUGAAAAGGGCAAGAUUUUUGCGCAGCAACAGACUUUUUACCACAUGAUUAUGCGCGUGCUUGCGUCGCGAGAUGAAGACAUACUGAGUAUGGUUUUGAAUUGGGUCUUCGUGGCUGUCAUGAACUUUACAACGGGACUGCUGGGUGCACUUUUCUACUUCUUCUUUUCGCUUAUCAACAUGGUAUUUUCGUACCAACCUGAUCCCGUAAGUGCGACAGCUUUUGUCCUACUGGGCUUUGUCGGUGCUGCGAGCGUAGUUGCCUCGUAUCUACUCGCUAUCUAUGGGAUGGUUGCCAGCGGUAUCUAUGUGAUGGGCAAGGUUAUCGUGCGUGAUGCGCUUGAACAAGAGCAUCGCCGGCAGCACCUUCGAGUUGAUUAA